Messenger RNA from Pelagomonas calceolata, 770 nucleotides. NCBI's taxonomy places the organism in Eukaryota, Pelagophyceae, Pelagomonadales, Pelagomonadaceae. The record is from the annotation of a GenBank genome assembly.
UUUUUUUUGGCAUGCUGCUGCACAUGCUGGCCCAACGGUGUUGCUAGAAUCGUGAAAGCAUCUGUGUGCCCAGCUCCGCAGCUUCAAAUCGCGUACGAAACCCUUACUGUCAAUCUCUGCAGCCCUGCCAAAAACAGCAGCAUCUGUGUGCUCCUCACAGCGGUGCAAAAAACAUGGGCGCCACCCAGAGCACCCGACCAAAAGUCCUCGUCUACGGCGCGCCGCACGCCGGCACGAAGUCGCUCGUCAAAGCGCUGGGCGACGCCGAGUUCGAACUGUUCACGAGCGACGACGGCGCCGACGCCGACGCUGUUGUUUAUGUGGUGGAUGCCAACCAGCCGACGCAGUGGACGGUGCCGAUCGAGCUGCUCCACAGCGUGAACCUCAAGCUCGGGCGCACCGUGCCGCUUUGCGUCGUCGUGAACAAGCGCGACGUACCGGGGUCGGCGCCCGCGCAGCAAGUUCUGCCCCAGCUCGCGGCCGCCGCGUCGAAGGUCGACGCCUGCGCCGCCGUGGGCGGCAGGGUUUGGCGCGUCGUCGAGGCGAGCGCCGUCACGGGCGACAUCGGCGUCGCGGCGCUGAAGCGCGUCCUGCGGCACCUCUGCGACAUGUCCGACGUGAGCGCAAGCAUCCUCGCGCCGCGGUCGAGCGGGGGCGUGGCGGGCGAGGCCUGCGGCGCGAGCGCGUCGCUGCCCUAGCUUUCUGUUUGUGUGUGUGUUCGUUUGGUGCCGCGGCUGCCGCGCGGCGGUGGGGCGGAUUUCAGGUCCUUG